Molecule: messenger RNA, 1350 nt
Organism: Sorghum bicolor (sorghum)
Lineage: Eukaryota; Viridiplantae; Streptophyta; Magnoliopsida; Poales; Poaceae
Exons: 2
Coding region: 67-1224 (385 amino acids)
Source: RefSeq, a predicted model, not a curated record
CCACCUGAGGAGGAAAAUGGCACAGACGAGGAUUCAGAUGAGCAGUUUGAGGAAGAUUUUUUCAACAUGUUCCUUGAAGAUGAUUGCAGUGGAUUCAUCUAUGGUAUGUACCAGUAUGCUAUGCACCUUGACAAGUUCUAUAGUAGAUCCCAGAGUAGGCAACCAAUGAUGACUGGUUUGGAUUGGGUGGAAAGAAAGUUGACAAAUAGGAAUUCCUGUUACAACAUGUUUAGAAUGACCCCAACUGUUUUCUAUCGGCUGCAUGAUAUGUUAGUAGAACAUUACAGCCUUAAGUCCUCAAGAAAGUCUACCUCAAUUGAGGCUUUAGGAAUGUUUCUUUGGAUGGUUGGAGCUCCGCAAUCGGUUAGGCAAGCUGAGGACAGAUUUGAGAGAUCACUAGGCACAGUUCAUAACAUGUUUUACAAAGUGUUGAACUGUAUGCUAAAGCUGGCCGAAGACAUCAUUAAACCUCGAGACCCACAAUUCAGUACUUUGCACCCUAGAUUGAGACAGCGUAGGUUCUAUCCCUUCUUCAAGGAUUGCAUAGGUGCAAUAGAUGGCACUCAUGUACCUGUGGUCGUGCCAAAUGAUAAAUUUGUUCAGCACUUAUGUCGCAAGGGCAUGACUACUCAGAAUGUGAUGGCCUCAUGUGACUUUGACAUGAUCUUUACAUUUGUCCUUGCUGGAUGGCCUGGGUCUGUACAUGACAUGAGAGUAUUUGAUGAUGCAAUGGGGAAAUACAGCCAUGUAUUUCCUCAUCCACCUACAGGGAAGUAUUACCUGGUGGAUUCGGGCUAUCCAAACCGUCCCGGUUAUCUAGCGCCGUACAAGGGAACAAAGUACCAUCUUCCAGAGUUUCAAAAUGCCGACGAACCACAAGGUAAAAAGGAGGUAUUCAACUAUGCACAUUCGUCACUUAGAAAUGUCAUAGAAAGGGCAUUUGGAGUGUUGAAGCAAAAAUGGAGGAUGUUGCAAAGUAUCCCAAGUUAUCCACCGACAACACAAAGCCAUAUUAUAGUUGCUUGCUUUGCACUUCAUAACUUCAUUAGGAUGAGUGGAAUAGUUGAUAGAGACUUUGAUCGUUGUGACCGUGAUGAGAAUUACGUACCUCCUGAAGCAAGGGCCAAUCAGCCUCCACAUGUUCCAGCACCUAGUAGGGAAGAAUGUGCACAGAUGAAUGCUUUUCGUGACAGUCUUGCACUUGGCCUGCUGAAUAGAUCAUGAGAAUAUGUUUUUUUUUCUUGUUCAAGGACAUGUAAUUUAAGUUUUCUUUUUGAGGACAUGUAAUUUAAGUUUUGUUUGAGGACAUGUAAUUUAAAUUCUGUUCGAGGACAUGUAAUUCUAUUUUUG